Pomacea canaliculata is the source of this 471-nucleotide messenger RNA. RefSeq lists its product as uncharacterized. Gene Ontology annotation, cellular component: plasma membrane. Bases 1 to 471 code for a protein of 156 amino acids. The transcript has 3 exons. Lineage: Eukaryota; Metazoa; Mollusca; Gastropoda; Architaenioglossa; Ampullariidae. The record is from RefSeq and is a predicted model, not a curated record.
AUGGCCUUCAAGGUGCCCAAGAUUCCUGUCUGUGGAGCGAUCGCUUGUUGUGGGGUGGCCCUGAUAUUUCAGCUUGUGGCUGUAGCGGGAACCGGCUGGUUCGUCGGCAAUGGUAUAGAAGAGGGUCUAUUCCGUUUUUGCAUCUUUGGCAGCUGUGGGAGGCUUUCCGAGGGUCCAGACUGGUUAAAGGCAUGUCGGGCGUUCUCCAUCCUGGGACUAUUGACCAUCGCCGGAAGUCUGGUUCUUGGAAUUCCACAUGCUGUCCUGGAUAACAGUGUCUUGUCUUUCGGUUGCAUUGCUUCGUCCGCUGCCACAGCCUUAUUCCUGGUAGUGGAACUUGCUGUGUUUGGUGCUAAGACAGUCGACGCUGCUAAGCAUCUCAACUAUGGGUAUGGCUUCAUCCUCUCUGUUAUCGCUUGUGUCCUCAGCGUCAUCGCCGCAGGGCUGUUUGCAUUUGGACUACGCAAGUGA